UUCCUCUGUUCUCACCUCCAUCCUUCCAUCGCUUCCACCUCCUCCAUCACGUACUGUGCCAAGCGUCUUCAACUCUCUGUCUCUCUCUCCUCUCUCCUCCAUCCAUACGCACGGCCUGUGAUUGUGUGCGUGCCUAUCUCUCUCUCUUCUCUACAUUGCCUAUAUGUACACACCUCCCAACGUUUCUUUCUUUCCCUUUUAUAUCUGUUUUCCCCCGUGACCACCCCAACUUCUCUCUCUGAACUUAACACCGCUCAGUAGUGUCUUUGGCUCUUCCUCGUUACAAUACUUUCCUUGACCAAAACCAAUUUGAUAUCUUUGAUACUGGGUUGGUUGCUCUUUCCUCGGGCUCUGGGAUUUUGGAAUACCCUCGUGUUCAGAGUUUUUAUACUUGGUAGUGUCAUCAGAUUUUGUUUCCUGUAUCAAUAAGGAAAGUGAGGGAAAUUUUUUACUACUUGUUUAUUUAUUUUAUGUGGUUCUGGGGUGUUCCGCUCCAAUUAUGUUCCUAAACUUCUUGGCUUUUUCUUCGUUUCUCAUUCAUUUCUAUUUCCUUUUCAAAUAUACAAGCUAAGGCCAACACCUUUUAUUCCCUGUACUUUUUGGGUUUAGGGUUUUGUACCUUUUUUUUUCCCUGCCAGUGGCUUCUCGCUUUACUCCUCACUUCCCAGUCUGGGAAAAAUGAAGCAUGUUUCCUUGUUUUGAGCUUUUCCUGUACCUCUGGGUUUAAGCCUGUGGAACUCUUGAAUUGAUGAACAUCUUUUCAUGCUUUGUUCACUAGGUGUUCUUGAAUUCUCUGCAUGCUGACUCAACUCCUUGUUCACUUGUGCAAGCUUUGAAUGACCUUCAGUAUCUAACCUGUUUCGAGCUUCUUCUUCUAUUCACAAAUGUCUGCAUGUUUAAGCGGAGCUAGUGGCAGAACCUACGGGUUCGAUUUCGAUUUUGUCAAAUCACCGUCUCCACCGACCCGAACUUCGCAUUCAUCUUCUCCUUCUUCAACUAUCUCGGAAUCGAGUGAUUCUCCACUUGCUAUCUCCACCCGAAAACCCCGAACCCCUCGAAAGCGACCCAACCAAACUUACAACGAAGCUGCUGCAACGCUUUCCAAAGCUUACCCAAAUCUAUUCCCCUCCGAAAGCCUAAAAAAACCAGGCAAGUUCACCAAAACAACGGAUAAUUUUGCGGACGAAACUUCAGAAUUGUUAUUUCCUUUCCAAAUAUUUGAUACGUCCUCUUUCCUACUUCAACACCAACCAAUCCAACAGAAGCCCGGUAAUUUUCCAGUGGAGCCCAAAGCGGUUAGUCUAACAGAAAAGGCGUGCCAGAGUCCAGGGGAGAUUAGCUCACGAGUGAGUACGCAAGAAUUCGACGAUGAUUGCCGAGAAGAUUUCGACGCCGAGUCGAUGCUCGAUGAGGAAAUCGGAGAGGGAAUCGAUAGCAUCAUGGGAAGCAGGGCCGAACAUUCCCUCGGCGCGUCUUGUCACGGCGAACACGUGAAUCCCGGGACUACGGAUUCAACGAGGUUUAAUUUUGGCGGGAAAUUCGAUUUCCGACUAAGAGCUCUCCGAGGAGUCGAUGAAGGGAACUAUUGGCGGAAUAUUCCCGCUGUUGUCCAUAUGCUUGAAAUCUCGCCAGAAAUAAAAAAGCCUGCUCCCGCAGCCCCAGUUUCGCCGGAGAAGAAAAAGAAGAAGACGAAGAAGGCAGAUAAGCCAACAACCAUCGAAUCAUGGAAUCCGGAAUUGCCGAAAGAGAGUUCGAUUCCGAAGGCGAAAUCAAAUCCUAGUUUGCUGUUGAAAUUGAAUUACAACGAGGUUUUGAAUGCUUGGUCCGACCGGAGUUCACCGUUCACCGGCGAAAGCCCCGCCUGUGACGUGCCCGGAAAUGAUAGCGCGGCGCGGCUGGCACAAAUAGAUCUGCUUUGGGAUAGCGGGGAAGGAGUGAUAAGAGAAGCCAGCGUGAUGCGUUAUAAAGAAAAGCGUCGUACCCGCCUUUUCUCUAAGAAGAUCAGAUAUCAAGUUCGAAAAGUCAACGCUGAUCAACGGCCCAGAACGCAGGGGAGAUUUGCGAGGAGGCCCAAUGGGUGCUCUAACGCACAAAGCUCAUAAAGUGAAUAGCAGGUCUUACGUGCCAUCGCUCUCAACUCUAAUCAUGAUAAUAAAAAGAAGCUCAACACUUUUUAUUUGUAUUAUUUUGCUUUCUUUGCCUUUUUUUUUUUUGGUUUUAUUUUACAAGGAAAAAGCCAACCAGUAGAGUGGAGUAGGGCUAUUUUAAACCUUUUUUUUUUAUUGCUGGGCCUUUUGGGGGGUCUCACAAUAAAUAGUGUCUUUCAAUAAAAGAAAUGUCAUUCAUGGAUUAGCCAUUCUCAUUUGUGAAGCAUUGCUGCUAUUUAGUUGGUUAGUUGAGUUCUAAUGCAUAUGGAUGCUCUACAAGGUAUUAAAAAUUGAAUUGGUGAUUAAUUAAUUAAGACACUUGUUCAAGAGUUAAUUGUCAUUCUAAUCAAAAUGUGAUCAAACUGAUUAUAAAUAGAGCAUUUCAUUAAGUUAGUAAAAAUACUAGUUUACAAUUUAUUGGUUUAACUGAUUUUGUCUGACUUGCCUCCUUUAUACCUUUCUUAGCAAACUAUGCGUAUUAUAGUUGCCCAUACCUUCCAAUGUCUUUUGUUGCGUCAUGUCAUUCCCAUGUUAGGAAUUGGUGUCAUUUUAUGGAAAAUGCUAACAUUCGGUUUUAAAGGGUAUUAACCAUUAAGCACUUCCGAAGCGGCCUUCUUAUCCAUUUCACUCUCCUCUAAAUACCUAUGGUUAAUUGUUCCUUUACUAAGGAAAAGUAGAGCACACUGAUGUUAAGUUAUAUGUUAGCAACUCAAAUUGUGUGUGAAAUGUGAAUGGGAGGAUUCUCAUCUCCCGAGCAGUAUUGAGGUUGUCUAAUUUUUAAAGUGCAUACAGCAAAAUUAUCAAGGAA
Molecule: messenger RNA, 2955 nt
Organism: Prosopis cineraria
Lineage: Eukaryota; Viridiplantae; Streptophyta; Magnoliopsida; Fabales; Fabaceae
Product: protein CHLOROPLAST IMPORT APPARATUS 2-like
Exons: 3
Coding region: 885-2102 (405 amino acids)
Biological process (GO): regulation of DNA-templated transcription
Cellular component (GO): nucleus
Molecular function (GO): protein binding
Source: RefSeq, a predicted model, not a curated record